Bubalus bubalis (water buffalo) is the source of this 525-nucleotide messenger RNA. RefSeq names its product ferritin light chain-like. Gene Ontology annotation, cellular component: cytoplasm. The transcript has a single exon. Gene Ontology annotation, biological process: iron ion transport; intracellular iron ion homeostasis. The coding region runs from base 1 to 525 and encodes 174 amino acids. NCBI's taxonomy places the organism in Eukaryota, Metazoa, Chordata, Mammalia, Artiodactyla, Bovidae. Gene Ontology annotation, molecular function: ferric iron binding; ferrous iron binding. The record is from RefSeq and is a predicted model, not a curated record.
AUGAGCUCCCAGAUUCACCAUAAUUAUUCUGCCGAGGUGGAGGCCGCCGUCAACCGCCUGGUUAACAUGCAACUACGGGCCUCCUACACCUACCUCUCUCUGGGCUUCUAUUUCGACCACGAUAGUGUGGCCCUGGAGGGUGUGGGUCACUUUUUUCGCGAAUUGGCCAAGAAGAAGUGCGAGGGCGCGGAGCAUCUCUUGAAACUGCAAAACCAGCGUGGGGGCUGUGCCCUCUUCCAGGACGUGCAGAAGCCAUCUCAAGAUGAGUGGGGUAAAACCCAGGACGCUAUGGAAGCCGCCCUUCUCGUAGAGAAGAACCUGAAUCAAGCCCUGUUGGAUCUGCAUGGCCUGGCUUCUGCCCACGGAGACCCCCACAUCUGUGACUUCCUGGAGAACCAUUUCCUAGAUGAGGAAGUGAAACUCAUCAAUAAGACGGGUGACCACCUGACCAACCUCCGCAGGCUGGCUGGUCCCCAGGCUGGGUUGGGCAAGUUAUCUCUUCGAAAGGCUCACCCUCAAGCAUGA